Rosa rugosa (rugosa rose) is the source of this 914-nucleotide messenger RNA. RefSeq names its product large ribosomal subunit protein eL13z-like. The record is from RefSeq and is a predicted model, not a curated record. Gene Ontology annotation, molecular function: structural constituent of ribosome; RNA binding. The coding region runs from base 135 to 758 and encodes 207 amino acids. Gene Ontology annotation, biological process: translation. The transcript has 5 exons. NCBI's taxonomy places the organism in Eukaryota, Viridiplantae, Streptophyta, Magnoliopsida, Rosales, Rosaceae. Gene Ontology annotation, cellular component: cytosolic large ribosomal subunit; ribosome.
GCCCAAAGUUCCACUCCAAUAAGACUCUCAUAAAUUAUAAGAACAUAGAAACCCUAGAACCAGCUCCCUCUUUCUCUUUGCGCCGCGAGAAAGAGAAAGAAACACACGGAGACUCCAUUUUCUUCAGGUAAGCCAUGGUGAAGCACAACAAUGUUAUUCCCGGGGAGCACUUCAGGAAGCACUGGCAGAACUAUGUCAAGACCUGGUUUAACCAACCCGCAAGGAAGACCAGGAGGAGAAAUGCUCGCCAGGCAAAAGCUGUGAAAAUCUUUCCUAGGCCUACUGCUGGACCUCUCCGUCCAGUUGUUCGUGGGCAGACAUUGAAGUAUAACAUGAAAGUCAGGGCUGGUCGCGGUUUCUCUUUGGAAGAGUUGAAGGCUGCUGGUAUCCCAAGGAAACUUGCACCAACCAUUGGAAUCUCAGUUGAUCAUCGUAGGAAGAAUCGUUCUCUUGAGGGGUUUCAAGUUAAUGUGCUUCGUCUGAAGACAUACAAGCAAAAAUUAGUUGUCUUCCCAAGGCGUGCUGGCAAGUUUAAGGCCGGUGACUCUGCAGCAGAAGAACUUGCAAAUGCAACCCAGGUCCAAGGUCCUCUGUUGCCCAUCCAACGUGAGAAACCAACUGUUGAGCUCGUGAAGGUUACUAAAGAUUUGACUGCAGUCAAGGCAUAUGACAAGCUUCGUGUGGAACGUGUGAAUGUACGUCAUGUUGGGGCCAGAGCAAAGAAGGCAGCUGAGGCCGAAAAGGAAGAGAAGAAGUAGAAAUCCUGUUUUUAAUAUUUUGCAAGGUUUGGUUAUGUUUUGCAAGAUUUUGCAAUUUAAGCUUUGACCUAUUUACUGUGGAUCCAUAAGUUUAGAAUUUUGUAAUGUCAUCUUUUGAGUUUUUAUUUGAAAAUAUGAUGAGAAAUUAGACGUUGA